Molecule: messenger RNA, 870 nt
Organism: Petromyzon marinus (sea lamprey)
Lineage: Eukaryota; Metazoa; Chordata; Hyperoartia; Petromyzontiformes; Petromyzontidae
Source: RefSeq, a predicted model, not a curated record
CUCAGUCUCUCUCCUCUGACUCUUUCCUCCCUUCCUGCCCAUGCCUCCGCAACCCACCUUCCCCCGUCAGAAGAAGACAAAGACGGUCGAAAGAAGCCGGGGGGGAAGGGGGGUCGAGGCAACAACAACAACAACAACGAGAACAACAACAACAACAACAACAACAGGAAGAGGAAGAAGGGGAAGACAACGGGGAGGGGCCUGGGGGUGGUCCCCGAGGAGUCCCCCACGGGACCGCCCACCUCGGCCCCAGCCAUGCGAGCCAAGUGGCGGCCCCUGGUGGCCGUGCUGGAGGGCGAGAAGUUGGUGCUCAAGUGCGAGGCAUCGGGAAGCGCUGAGUACGCCUGGCUCCUGAAUGGGGUGCGCCUGAAGAAGGGGAAGGGAGUGCGGAUCACCACCAAGAAGGGGAUUUCCCGACUCACGAUCUCCCGUGUCGGCAGCCUGCACUCGGGACCGCUGUCCUGCCAAGCAUCCAACAGCCUGGGAAUCACCGCCAUCACCACCACCGUCAGCGUGACGAGUAAGCCAUGACGCCCACUCUUAACCCCCAACAUCACCACCACCACCACGUGACUCGCCUGCCAAUCGCAGGUUCACGCUGCCGCGACGGGAGAUAGAAGGCCGAGCGCCCAGUGUGCGUUCGUGCGGCGGGGGGGGGGUUGGGAGCGGUGGUGCCGCUACGAACCCGACCGUGACACCCGGUUCAGUUCCCGCUCACGAACGCCGCCGCCGCCGCCAGCGAUGAUCUGAGACGGUCCUGGGCCUCCCUGCGAGGUCGACUCAGCCUCAAAUGAGUCAGCUGGGGCUGCGGUGUGCAGCGAGCAUCGCCACUGGGGAGACAAAGGCGGCCGGGCGUGGUGGUUUUGCUGG